UUGAUCCAUGAUCGUGCAAGUAAACCUCGACUAGUUGCAUACCUUCCCAAGUUAUGGCUUCCCUCUUUCAAUGUACCGCUUCAAAGCUGCCAUGUGCUCAGAUUCUGAGACAUCCUUCACUUAGGAAGAACUUACCAGUGAUUUCGACUUUUUUCAGUACAACAUCUAGUCAGAACGCGAUAAAAACUGUAACAGUCAUUGGUAGUGGACUUAUGGGUUCUGGAAUUGCUCAGGUAGCAGCAGCCACAAAUCACAAGGUGACAAUGGUGGAUCAAACAGACGCAAUUUUGACAAAAUCUUUGAAUGCCAUCGAGAAAAGCUUAGAGAAAGUUUCAAAGAAGAAAUUUAAGGAUGAUCCUGAGGCUGGAAAGCAAUUUGUGACUGAUACUCUCUCAAGGAUCACGAUAAGCACAGAUCCUGCAGCUAACAUUGCUGAAACAGAUCUCUUGAUAGAAGCCAUUGUUGAGAAUAUGCGUGUAAAGCACAAUCUCUUUGCAGAACUUGAUAAAGCUGCACCCAGUCACACCAUUUUUGCAUCCAAUACGUCUUCCCUACCAAUAGCAGAAAUAGCCAGCAUUACCAAGAGACAGGACAGAUUUGGUGGACUUCAUUUUUUUAACCCUGUUCCUUUGAUGAAGCUGGUUGAGGUUAUCCGUAUUCCAGAAACAUCAGAGGAAACAUUUGAUGCUUUAUAUCAGUUUAGCAAAGAACUUGGAAAGGUGCCUGUGUCUUGUAAGGACACACCUGGUUUUAUUGUCAACCGUUUACUUGUUCCAUACAUAAUGGAGUCCAUUAGAAUGCUGGAAAGAGGCGAUGCCUCCGCAAAAGACAUCGAUACAGCCAUGAAGCUUGGAGCAGGUUACCCAAUGGGCCCGCUGGAGUUGGCAGACUAUGUUGGACUUGAUACAACUAAGUUCAUUAUUGACGGUUGGCACGAGAAGUAUCCGACUGAACCUCUUUUCAGUCCUAGCGAGAUCUUAAAUGACCUGGUCGCUCGCAACAAGCUUGGGAGAAAGUCUGGGGAAGGGUUUUACAAGUACGAAUAGAUCCCAUGCUCCAGCGGUCUUCAUGAUAACGCAGGUCCUUACAUGAAACGUUACAUCUUGUAGAACUUUAAAGAUUUUAUCAGGUGUCAUUUGAAACAUCUGAUUGGCCCAUUAGAUGUAAUAGCCAUGUUUACCGUCUUGGCCAAUUAUCGCUUGACUAUCUCUCUGGUCUUUCUGGUCCUUAAUCCCCGCUCGUCUGUAUAAGGCAGGAAAGACCUGUAAUCAGAUAGCGGAAUGUUGGAGCAUGCGAAUUACGGGCAGGGAGGCGAUAUUUGGCCAAUUUCAGCUUCACUGCUGUUGUAUUUGUCAUUGGUGGUAAAUGAUUUCGUACUUGGUAAAUAAAUUAUACAUUGUUCUGGAGUA
Pocillopora damicornis (cauliflower coral) is the source of this 1409-nucleotide messenger RNA. Its product is annotated as hydroxyacyl-coenzyme A dehydrogenase, mitochondrial. Gene Ontology annotation, cellular component: mitochondrion. The record is from RefSeq and is a predicted model, not a curated record. NCBI's taxonomy places the organism in Eukaryota, Metazoa, Cnidaria, Anthozoa, Scleractinia, Pocilloporidae. Gene Ontology annotation, biological process: fatty acid beta-oxidation. Gene Ontology annotation, molecular function: (3S)-3-hydroxyacyl-CoA dehydrogenase (NAD+) activity; NAD+ binding.